AUGAAGGGAGCAGCGGCAGGCAAGGGCGACUUGCGCAAGAUGAUGCGCUCUGCCCUCGCGCAGAAGAAGCAGGAGAAGAAAAUCACCUCGCCCCUCGUCCGUUACAACGCCGUGGGGCAGCCGGUGUGCCGUGUGUGCGAGGUCACAGUGAAGGACGAGGCCCUGUGGGACGCCCACGUCGCCUCCAAGCAGCACAAGCUGGCCAUUCUGGAGCUGAAGAAGCAGAAGGACGCCAAGAGUGGCGCCACCACCACCACGCCGGUCGCCACACCCGCGGGCUUUAAGAGACCGAUCCAACCGCCCGCUGCCGCCGCUGCCCCGUCGGGAUUUAAGGCGCCGCUGGCUCCGGUGGCCGCACCACCAGCUGCAGCACAACAGAGUAAGGGAAAAGAAAAGGCGAAAGAAAAGAGCGCGCCCUCGCUUCUCCUGGGGUACGGCGAUGAGGAGGACGAGGAGGAGGAGGAAGGGGCGCACGCACCGCCGCCCUCCCCGGCCGCCUCCGCCAAGCGAAAGGCCCACGAAGUGACACCCUCGUCGUCUUCCUCUUCCUCUUCGUCGUCGACUUCUUCGUCGGCGCUGCCGGCGGGUUUCUUCGAUGCCGCCGCCACUGCCACUGAGGCCGCUGAUGUCCCAUCGCCGAGCAAGAAGCUCAAGGCCGCGGAGGCGCCCGUGGCCAAGAAGGGCGCGAUUCCGGCCGAUUUCUUUGACGCCGCUGCGGCGUCGUCCGCCCCCGCCGCCGGCCAAGUCGUGAUCGAGGCGCAGGCCAAGCCGAGCGGGGACGCGGAGAGCAAGGGGGCACUGCCGACGGGCUUCUUCGACGAUCCCAACAAGGACUCCCAGAUGCGGCCCAAGGCCGCCGCACAGAAGCCCUCCCUCGAGGACGAGUGGGAGAAGUUCCAGGCCACGAUGACCCAGGUGGCCGAGGACGAGGAGAAGAAGAAGCGGGAGAGCGAGAACCUGGCGCAGCUCGAAGACCUCAUCGGCGGCGAAGAGGAGGAAGCCGAGGAGAACGAAGAGGACGAGGAGAUCUCGCUCGAGUUUCAGCGCAAAGAGGAGCGACUGUCGCAACUGCAGGAGCUGCGACAGAGGAAGCUGGCGAUGCUGCGACAAAAGAUGGGCGCCCAGCCUGCCGGAGCUUCGACCGACGUCAGCAGCAGCGACGAGCGCACGACGAUGGACAUCGAACCAUCCAAACCAAAGGAGGAGGAAGACAAGGACGACGAAGAAGAGGAAGAGGAGGACGAUGAAGAAGAAGACGACGACGAAGACGAGUAUGACUGGCGGGCCAAGCUUCUCUAA
Messenger RNA from Acanthamoeba castellanii str. Neff, 1299 nucleotides. RefSeq lists its product as uncharacterized. The record is from RefSeq and is a predicted model, not a curated record. Gene Ontology annotation, molecular function: nucleic acid binding; zinc ion binding. NCBI's taxonomy places the organism in Eukaryota, Discosea, Longamoebia, Acanthamoebidae. The transcript is spliced from 7 exons. Gene Ontology annotation, cellular component: spliceosomal complex; nucleus. Gene Ontology annotation, biological process: nuclear DNA replication; mitotic DNA replication checkpoint signaling; mitotic DNA damage checkpoint signaling. Bases 1 to 1299 code for a protein of 432 amino acids.